Scophthalmus maximus (turbot) is the source of this 2463-nucleotide messenger RNA. RefSeq names its product ATP-binding cassette sub-family F member 2. The record is from RefSeq and is a predicted model, not a curated record. Bases 174 to 2012 code for a protein of 612 amino acids. Gene Ontology annotation, molecular function: ATP hydrolysis activity; ATP binding. Lineage: Eukaryota; Metazoa; Chordata; Actinopteri; Pleuronectiformes; Scophthalmidae. The transcript is spliced from 16 exons.
UGGCGGUUUGGCGUGCGGCCACAUCCACCCGGCGAAAAGUGGACACGAGACGCUGGUGUGUUGCGGAGACUAAUAACUCAAUCCAGCGGCAUCAGCUCCCUGUAGCCGCUAACAGCCGGGCCACCGGGCUUUUCAACGUGACGAGCCCAACGUGCAUGCAGCCUUGAACAACCAUGCCAUCCGACUUGGCCAAGAAGAAAGCAGCAAAGAAGAAGGAGGCUGCCAAAGCCCGUGGGCGUACCAAGAAAUCUGAUGAGGGAAAUGAGGAGAGUGAAGAACCAGAGACCCAGGGCAACAGAGCAGAGAGCAAUGGUAUUGCCAGUUUGACCAAGGAGCUAGAUGAAUUUGAGCUACUGAAGACUGAAGCAAGGGCAGUGACAGGUGUUCUAGCCUCACACCCCAACAGCACUGAUGUCCACAUUAGCAGUCUCUCACUUACCUUCCAUGGGCAAGAGCUGCUAGCAGACACCAGCUUGGAGCUCAACUCAGGCAGACGCUAUGGCCUCAUUGGACUUAACGGCACAGGAAAAUCCAUGCUGUUGUCAGCCAUCGGGCAUCGUGAGAUUCCCAUUCCAGAGCACAUAGAUAUUUACCACUUGACUCGAGAGAUGGCCCCCAGUGACAAAUCUGCUCUGCAAUGUGUUAUGGAGGUUGAUGAAGCAAGGAUUAUGCUGGAGAAGGAGGCAGAGAGACUUGCCCAUGAGGACUCUGAAUGUGAAAAGCUGAUGGAGCUGUAUGAGCGUCUGGAGGAGCUGGAUGCAGACAAGGCAGAGAUGCGAGCCUCGCGGAUCCUCCACGGUUUGGGUUUCAGCGCUGCUAUGCAGCAGAAGAAACUUAAGGACUUCAGUGGAGGAUGGAGGAUGCGUGUUGCUCUGGCCAGAGCCCUGUUCAUCAAACCCUUCAUGCUGUUGCUGGAUGAGCCCACUAACCACUUGGACCUGGAUGCCUGUGUGUGGUUGGAAGAGGAGCUCAAGUCGUUCAAGCGAAUCCUUGUGCUCAUCUCACACUCUCAAGACUUCCUGAACGGUGUGUGCACCAACAUCAUUCACCUACACCAGAGAAAACUGAAAUACUACACGGGUAAUUUUGACCAGUAUGUGAAGACCAGAGAGGAGCUCGAAGAAAAUCAGAUGAAGCGCUUCAACUGGGAACAGGACCAGAUAUCACACAUGAAGAAUUACAUAGCCAGGUUUGGUCACGGAUCUGCAAAACUGGCACGACAGGCACAGAGCAAAGAGAAGACACUGCAGAAGAUGGUGGCAUCAGGCUUGACUGAAAAAGUAGUGAAUGACAAGACUCUGUCAUUUUAUUUUCCUCCCUGUGGGAAGAUUCCUCCUCCUGUUAUCAUGGUUCAGAAUGUCAGCUUCAAGUACAGUGAUAACACACCGCACAUAUAUAAAGACCUGGAGUUUGGUAUUGACUUGGAUACACGAGUGGCUCUGGUGGGGCCCAAUGGAGCAGGGAAGUCUACGCUUCUGAAGCUGCUGAUGGGAGAGCUCCUACCCACCGAUGGUAUGAUACGGAAACAUUCUCACGUCAAGAUUGGCAGAUAUCACCAGCAUCUGACAGAGCAGCUGGAGCUGGACCUGUCUCCUCUGGAGUUCAUGAUGAAGUGUUUCCCUGAGAUCAAAGAAAAGGAAGAGAUGAGGAAGAUCAUUGGUCGCUACGGUCUGACGGGAAAACAGCAGGUCAGUCCAAUCAGGAACCUCUCAGAUGGUCAGAAGUGUCGGGUGUGUUUUGCCUGGUUGGCCUCACAGACCCCUCACAUGUUGUUCCUUGAUGAGCCCACCAAUCACUUGGAUAUCGAGACUAUUGACGCAUUAGCAGAAGCAGUCAAUGAGUUUGAGGGCGGCGUGAUGCUAGUUAGCCACGACUUCAGGCUAAUUCAACAGGUGGCUCAGGAGAUCUGGGUAUGUGAGAGCCAAACCAUCACAAAGUGGAAUAGGGACAUCCUCGCAUAUAAGGAGCACUUGAAAUUAAAGAUUGAAAAGCAGCAAACACAUGACAUCUAAAGGAACAUUAACUCUUGAGUCACUCUAUUAUCUUGCAUCAUGCAUUUGACUGGUAAGCUCUUGAAGGGAUGAACAAGGUUUGCAUUACAGGAAAUGUCCAAAUAACUGAAAAGAUUUAUUAUGCAUUUUAUUGGACACGUCUCUUGAACCUGUUUUAAGUAUUUCCAUCGGUUUGAAACUGCUACAUUGUGCUGAACCCAACACCAAUCCCCCCCUCCCCUCCGGUUGCACUCUGAUUAGCUGAUUCACCUGAAGCAUCUCGGUUCCUUUUGGAAUGCAUUCCAUUUUGCUGUGUUCAUAGAAGUUUUAUUUUUCCAAAUGUUUUAUCCCAACAUGUAUGCAGCAGCUUAGGUCAUAUUUUAUGAUAUUCAAAUCUGUGUAAAACCAGUUCUGACUUUAACAAUGUAAUGCAAUAAAGGGUUUGUCUGAAUAAAUGGAACUUAAACAGUUA